Messenger RNA from Syngnathoides biaculeatus (alligator pipefish), 2340 nucleotides. It is a transcript of the gene pdlim2, whose product is annotated as PDZ and LIM domain 2 (mystique). Gene Ontology annotation, biological process: heart development; actin cytoskeleton organization; muscle structure development. Gene Ontology annotation, cellular component: stress fiber; filamentous actin; Z disc. NCBI's taxonomy places the organism in Eukaryota, Metazoa, Chordata, Actinopteri, Syngnathiformes, Syngnathidae. The record is from RefSeq and is a predicted model, not a curated record. The coding region runs from base 482 to 1582 and encodes 366 amino acids. Gene Ontology annotation, molecular function: actin binding; muscle alpha-actinin binding. The transcript is spliced from 10 exons.
AGAGGAAGCAGUCCUCCGCUUCACCAGCAGGUGGCGGAAGGGAGCCGACGGCGGCGCGAAGUUAGCGGAGGAGAAAACGCGACAGUCACCGCGGCGAUCGCCUGGCCUCUGCCCGCCCCUGCGGUGCGACACGCCCCGGCUUGCUGCCUUUGACAAAGCAUUUAUUUUGGUCGGAGCACACAGCACAUGGCAGCGAGAGUUCGUCCCUGUGAGAACGUCCGGCGAGCGGCCACAACUUUUUGCCCGAGUUGACCCUUGCUAGCGCCGGACAACAGCAGCUCACCAGUUGCGCCAGUUCACGAUUCAAAAUUGACGGAGGACACUUCAUAAAUUUAUCAGCUGACGACACUUGUUUUUUUUCUUCUUCUUCUUCUUCUUUUUCCUCCCCCUCACAAGUUGUCCACAGGUGGAGACGGCGACGCACUGACCUGAGCUCAAACUUAUCUUCGGUUUUUCAAGACUCUGCGUGCCAGCCUGAUCAAUGGCACUGACCGUGAACUUGAUUGGUCCAUCACCAUGGGGCUUCAGAAUCGUCGGAGGAAGGGACUUCAAAAAGGCCAUAACUGUAUCUAAGGUCAACGGAGGCAGCAAAGCAGAGCAAGCAGCUCUCCAAGCAGGUGAUGUCAUCUUGGCCAUCAAUGGGGAAAAUACUGCUGACAUGCUAAACGCAGAGGCCCAGAACAAAAUCAAGAACUCAAAGACUCAUCUGCAGCUGAUGGUGGAGAGGCUUGACAUUUCCGGCCCUAGGCAGACAAAUGGCAUCAGCACCCCAGAACAGCUUACUGGACGCUUUCAGGAAGCAGUAAUAGUAAGUCGAGAUGAGAACCAGAACUACAGAGAGUACAGCAUAUCCAGCCCCGCAUCACUGUCCCCUGUGCCGUAUUCACCACAACCUCCUAGCAGUCCUGAUGGCAAGAAGGAGAGGUUGACACCCAACAUGAACAAGAGUGUCCAUCUGCGCUCCUGGUCACCAGAGGAGAAGAGUCAUAGACUGUCCCGGCCACUUUCACAGGACUUCUCUCCGUCAGACUACAGAAAUAGUUCUUUGUCCAGCAGAACCCCGACCCCACCGGGACGUUACUCGCCUCAUAGUGCCAUUGAUCAGGACGUGCCCCUGUCUCCUCAUCGCUGUUCAAACUCUGAAGCGGUCAUGCAGAAGUUUGACAAGGACUCCGAGGUUUACAAAAUGAUCCAGGAGAAUAAAGAAUUCCGCACAGCACCUCGUCAGUCCAACACCUUCAAAAUGCUGCAAGAAGUCCUGGAGGCCGACGAGAAAGAGGCAGCAUUGAAGUUCCCGGGCAAGUUAUCUCCCAAUGUCCCGAAACCAAGCGCACCCGUGGGAGGAGUCAGCAAAUACCACACCUGUGAAAAGUGUGGCACCAGCAUUGUCACGCAGGCCGUGCGCAUCGUGGACGACCGCUUCCGCCACCCCGAGUGCUACACGUGCACGGACUGCGGCCUCAACCUCCGCAUGAGGGGCCACUUCUGGGUGGGCGACGUGAUGUACUGCGAGAAGCACGCCAAGCAGCGGUAUCAAGGGCCGGCCGGCUCGCCGCAGUCCGGCCUGUCCACACGCCACUGAGCGGUCCGACGUCCGCCGCAACGGACCCUCUUACAGACAAUGGGAACGUGGGAGUGGGGGGGUGAUCACCAAUGUGGCAGAAUUUCCUGUUCUCAUCACAUUUAAGUGUUGGGCAAUUUUUGAUUAGCCUUCACUUAAUGUUCUUUCAUGACAAUUUGGGGAGUUUUUCCUCAUGGCCCAUCCCAGUCAUUGUUGAUUUAUUUCUAAAAAUACAUUUUCCGUGAGUCAGUCCAUUGACGUCACAUGUACUGAGGCCACCUUUGACAAAUGCUGCAAAACUUGACAACCAUUUCUCGGACUCUUUGGACUUUCCAAGAUCUGGAUAAUCAUUCAUAAAACAAUACUAUACUAAUAAAAAGGGACUAAAUUGGACCUACACCGCACACACCUUGCUGGGUGACAAAAAAAAAAAAAAAAGUGCAACGUUGACGAUUGCAGACUCCAAUUAUUAUUUUUUUUUUGCGCUAGGCCAGCAACAUGUUCUAUAUCUCUGUAAACACAAUUGAAUAGGAUGCAACAAAAUAUUUAGUUGCUGACUUUUGCUGUUGUUGCUUGAGGGAUUUAUUAUAUAUAUAUUUUUUGGAUAUACAAUGAUUUUGGAUGUUUGUGUGAUUGAGCUGUAUUCUAUAAUAUAUACACUAUUUACUAUGCAUAAUGUAUGCACAGGACAUUGAGUGGGGAAAAAAAUAUUGUAUUUGCCAUGCAAUUGGAGCAGAACUCUGCAUGUGGCACUUAAUAAAUUGCACAACUUGAAGUUC